Messenger RNA from Phlebotomus argentipes, 480 nucleotides. It is a transcript of the gene RpL35, whose product is annotated as large ribosomal subunit protein uL29. Gene Ontology annotation, cellular component: cytosolic large ribosomal subunit; ribosome. The record is from RefSeq and is a predicted model, not a curated record. The coding region runs from base 68 to 439 and encodes 123 amino acids. NCBI's taxonomy places the organism in Eukaryota, Metazoa, Arthropoda, Insecta, Diptera, Psychodidae. The transcript is spliced from 2 exons. Gene Ontology annotation, molecular function: structural constituent of ribosome; mRNA binding. Gene Ontology annotation, biological process: translation; maturation of LSU-rRNA from tricistronic rRNA transcript (SSU-rRNA, 5.8S rRNA, LSU-rRNA).
GGCGUUUCCGGUUCCGUCUGUCUUUUCUUCUGUGAAACGUGACGCGAAAGCGUAUUUUUCCACCAAAAUGGUCAAAGUAAAGUGCUCAGAAUUGAGAACCAAGGACAAGAAGGAUCUCGUGAAGCAGCUCGAUGAGCUGAAGACUGAGCUCCUCAACUUGCGCGUGGCGAAAGUCACCGGGGGCGCUCCGUCGAAGCUGUCCAAGAUUCGCGUUGUCCGGAAGGCCAUCGCCCGGGUGUACAUUGUGAUGCACCAGAAGACGAAGGAGAACCUGAGGAAGGUGUUCAAGGGCAAGAAGUACAAGCCUCUGGACCUGAGGCCGAAGAAGACGCGCGCCAUCCGCCGUGCGCUGAGCGAGCGCGACGCCAACAGGAAGACCCUCAAGGAUAUCCGCAAGAACGCCAAGUAUCCGGCGCGUAAGUACGCCCUGAAGGCGUAGGUCCGAUUGGAGUGAUUAAAACAGCGCUUUUGACGGCUAAA